Molecule: messenger RNA, 1098 nt
Organism: Tetranychus urticae (two-spotted spider mite)
Lineage: Eukaryota; Metazoa; Arthropoda; Arachnida; Trombidiformes; Tetranychidae
Source: RefSeq, a predicted model, not a curated record
GUAAAAGAUUGCUUGGAUUAAUUCCCGCUUUACAGACAUGUUUCGGUCACACCUUACGUUACAAAGUCCAGUUUACAUUGUAAAAUUUCUGGUUUGGCCAGUUUAACCUUUCAGUGACUCGUCAACCUUUGUCCACUUGUCUUUGUUGUCUACUACAAUUCAGAUAUUAUACCUUGUUCUUUGCUUCUUCCAACUUUAACUUUUUUUGAAAAGAUGAAUACAAAUGAUAAUAAUUGCGAUAAAACUACAAUAAAAGUGCAAGUAUCGGAUGCUUACCGAGACAUUAUUAUAGACUGGUCAAAGGAAUACAGUGAUAUAAAGAAAGAAAUGUUCAGACAGGUGGCAGAAUUCACUGGAAUAUCAAUAGAAAAGACUAUGUAUAUUUCAUUUUCGAAGCCACCUGUUGGAAACGAUGUUUAUCCUGAAAACCCUUUUGUUGGGCGUGCUGAUGAUCGAGCAAGUUUGCUCAUUGAAAAAUCAUACCCCGGAUCUGAAGAGAUACCUCAAGGUUACUAUCGAACGUGUACGAAGCAAGAUUACAGAGAUAAAUUCUUUAGAGAUGGCGAUUGUUUUGCUCUCAAUACAAAAAUGGGGAUGUACCCUAGUCUGGAUGGUUUUUCCGUACAAUAUAGAUUAGUUCAUAAAGAUUUGAUUGAUGAAACUGAAUGCGACCAGUGGUUUUGCCAUCAUAUAAGUAACAAAGCUUACUUGACUAAACAAGCUAAAAUAACCAAUUCAAAUAUUGAAUCAUAUCUAAGAGAUCAGCCUCGUCCAAAUGUACGCAAUCGUAUCUAUGACGACGAACUUCAUGCUGUUGUCUCUACUAGAGAAAGGGAGAUUCAUGCAGAUUUGGAUAUUGGACAAUAUUUUAAUUCGUAUUGCUCAUUCUCGCAUGAUGAAAUGUUUCGUACAAUAAGACCUCGUAUCUACUGGCCGAAUCGUGGUUAACUUAGAUAAAUUUAACCAAAAGUUUAUCUAAUCUGGCAAUGAAAUCCUUUACAUUGAUCUAAGCAAGAACGAUUGUCCUAAUAAUACUGAUAAAAUCAUCUAAUAAUACUACCUUUUACAAAUUUGGACCUUCCUGUUCUCAGAUUGCAA